This is a messenger RNA of Caenorhabditis briggsae, 1026 nucleotides long. The record is from RefSeq and is a predicted model, not a curated record. Gene Ontology annotation, cellular component: mitochondrial outer membrane. Lineage: Eukaryota; Metazoa; Nematoda; Chromadorea; Rhabditida; Rhabditidae. The transcript is spliced from 5 exons. Gene Ontology annotation, molecular function: ATP hydrolysis activity; ATP binding. The coding region runs from base 1 to 1026 and encodes 341 amino acids.
AUGGACAGAAAUGAGCUUAUUGGGGUGGCCGUCAGGCUUGUAGCCGCAGCAGCUGUUUCUUACCUUUCAUUACGGUAUAUGACAAAAUACCUGGAUCCGAAUUAUGGGGUUAACGAAGAUUGCAAAAAGAAGGUUGCAAAACUUUUCAAAGAGCUUGGAAUAAAUCGUGAGAUCGAACUUUCGGAGCAUGAAGUUCGAAUUGCCACUCAGUUCGUUGGAGGAGAGGAUGUUGGAGCUGAUUGGGAUGAAAUUGGAGGGUGUGAAGAGCUUGUUGCGGAACUCAAAGAUCGAAUUAUUCUGCCUUUGAGAUUCGCUGCACAAAGUGGAAGCAACUUACUAUCACCCCCGCGAGGAAUUCUUCUCUAUGGUCCACCAGGAUGUGGAAAGACUUUGUUAGCCAAAGCUGUUGCUAGAGCCGCUGGAUGCAGGUUCAUCAACCUUCAAGUUUCUAUUCUCACCGAUAAGUGGUAUGGCGAAUCUCAAAAACUUGCUGCCGCCGUGUUCUCAGUUGCUGCGAAAUUCCAGCCAACAAUCAUUUUCAUCGACGAAAUCGACUCAUUCCUUCGUGACAGACAAUCACACGAUCACGAAUCGACCGCAAUGAUGAAGGCACAGUUCAUGACUUUGUGGGACGGAUUCGCCAGCUCAGGAGACCAAAUAAUUGUUAUGGGAGCAACGAAUCGACCACGCGAUGUCGAUGCUGCUAUACUUCGAAGAAUGACUGCUCGCUUUCAAGUUCCAGUGCCGACUGCUAAGCAAAGAAGUCAAAUUCUAAAUGUCAUUCUCAAAAAUGAAACUAUCCAAAGUUCAGUUGAUUUGGGUAAAAUUGCACAGAAAGCAGAAGGGCUCAGUGGCAGUGAUCUGAAAGAGGUCUGCCGGCUCGCCUUACUCGCCCGUGCCAAGGCUACAGUAGCUUCUGGUGGCUCUGUGACACAACUUGAGCCACUUGAGCAAUCGGAUUUCGAAUCUGCCGUUCAGAAAUACAUGAGAGCUGCACAAUUGCUGGUCGAAGAGACUCUGGAUUAA